GGUCAACAGUCAACAUGUUUUCAUUAAAAAAACUUUCAAUUUGAAUAACUUUUUAUAAUUUCUGUGAAAAAAGAUAACUUUAAGCCUUAUUCCCUGAAUAUUCCACACAAGCUCCACACUGAAGAGUGUGACCAAAAAUGAUUGUAUUUUUGAAUUUUAUAAGUCAUGCAGUUGUUACACCAAAGAGUGAGACGUUCCGUGUAUUGUGACUCCAGAGGGCGCUGUUGUUCGUGUAUGUCUUAACUUGCUCUUAAAGCCCCACUGACAGUUGCUGGGCUAAAAACAGAUGAUGCUGUUUUUUAACCUCUGUCUAAAAAUGUGAAAAAACAUUAACGUAAAAAACGUUUUAAGUUAUAAAAUAAAACAGUUACUGUUCUGACCUUUUAGACUUUAAAAUGGACUGUUGACAUCUAAAGGUUCCCAGAAAUCCAGAUUGUUACAAUUCUGAUGGACAUUAUCAGAAAACAUAGUCAUAAUCUGAGUUAACUGUUAACAUAAGAAGUGCUUCUGGUCAGAGCAGUGGUCAAAUGUUUUUUAGACAUGAAUCUGACACUGGGAAGUCACAUGUAGGACCUGAUAUGAAUUGAUGUUCAAACAGUUUUAUUCAGUUUACAGUUUUUCUCAUUUCCUGAUAAGAGCUUUCACAGCAUGUUAUUGACUAUAUUUUAUAAAAGCCUCGUGCUGGCUCAACUAAAGAGGAGUGAAAAUCACUCUAGUAAAAUGUCAAGUUCGGGUUGUCAUGUUAGCAUACUGGUAUCUGUUAGCAUAAAGAUUAGAUGUUUCUAGUGAUUGAGGUUAGCUUCAAGUAACUGCAAGUAUAGAUGUCAUUAAUUGUUUUCUAAUAACUGGAAACUUGUGUCAUACCUAAUUUGUUUUCUGGGUAAAUUGCACAGGGUAGCAUGAUUUAGUAGUAAGUUACAUUCUGGAGCACAGAAUGUUUUGCUCCAGAUGUUUGCUACAUUGGGUUGGGCUGUAGUUUGGAGUCUGUUUUCUGAAAUGUAGGCCAAAUGAUUCUCGAAUCAGGGGCUUUGAGUGGAGUGUGACACAGUAAACCUAAUCAGCCUCUCCUGAGUGGCUUCGACUCUCUUGCUCUCUACUGUAUACACAAAAACUGACAGAAACAGAUCAGAUCCUAUCUUCAGACGAGGUCAAUCACUCAGUGCAGUGAUUGUCAGUUUAUUGGACUUUCUAUCAUUGUUUCUCCUGAUAUGGUCUUUGCAACACACAUGGUCCUGAGGUUUACAUUUUGAUAACGUCUUAGUGAAUCUGGUUACGUGUAAAACAAACACUACAUGGUCAGAAGUAUUCAUUUGUCUGCCAUCAGACAUGAAUUUGAGCAAAAUCCCAUUCUGAAUUCAUAGGAUUUAAAAUGAUGAUGGCCCAACUUCAGUUGAGUUGAAUUUUUGUCUGGAUUUCUUCCAAUAGCGUCCGCUUUGUUAUAAACCACUGACAGUUGACUGGAAUAUUUAGCAGUGAGGAAAUUUCAUGAUCGGUGGCAUCCAAUCAUGUUAUCACACUGGAAUUCCUCAGAUUUCUAAGGAAAACAUUUUGUUUCACAAAUGUUUCUAAAGGUACUGUGCCUGUUUAGUUCCUAGAUUUUAUGUUGAUGUGUCAACUGGAGUGACUGGACCAGCUGAAUUCAAAGAUUGAAUAUUUUUGACAAACUUCCCCGGCUGGUGAAACAGAUUCUUUGUUGAGCAUUCAAACAUUUUUACCAAGUCAGUUAAAAAUCGCAACACAAUCACCAUCAACAAUCAGUAUAUUGUCCAAUAUGUUGUUUUAUUUAAUUUUUUUUUUCUCAAUCAACAUGUUGAAAAUGCCCGAUUUUAAAUCGGCGCGGUCCCGACGUUCUACACCACACUGCAGGAUGAUCGGUUACGAUUAUGGCGAGCCGCACUCGGAACUAAGGGGAAAAUCAGAGCAAAAAAUGUAAAAUUAUGCCAUGUGAACUAGGCUUUAGAGGGCACAUGCCUGUCUGGCGGUUCACCCUCCACCAACCCCUCCUACCGGGCCGCAGUAAAAUUGCCACGCCUUGACCGGUCCGCGGUGAUAAAAAGGUUGGGGACCACUGUUUUACACUGUUUACAAAUUGCAUAUGCUUUCUCCUUGCAGUUUUUUUUAUUUAGUUUAUAUUCUUAGAAGGAUUUCAAGAACCUACUUACAUAUUUAUGACCCCAACUUAGGUAUAUGUGAGACAAAUAGGACCUAGCGUUAGUAUGAACUUAAGUUAACUUCAAAUGAAGGAAAUAAAAGGCAUUGUGCAGAAAAUACUUUUUUAAUGGCCAUAUAAUUUACUACCUACAUGCUGUAAUUCAUUUCUAUUUGCAAAUCAAUGAGAAAUCUAAAUGUAGAAAAAUACACUUAAUGAUGAUCAUAUUUGCAGCAACCGGCUAACAUGUUUACAGUGAUUGCAAAUUCUCAGUGCAGAGCAAAUGAUGAAACAUGAAACACCAAUGUGCAAAUUAUUACUGAUGUUCAGCCAGAGCCCAUUUUUUCCUUGGCAGCUCUCCUUUUCUGCCGUGAACUUCACCAUGGAGAUGGAAUGUGAUGUGCAAUGAAGAUUUGCUUAAAUUAGACAAAUAAAUUCAAUUUUAUAGACUCCCGCUUGCCAAGGUGUAUUAUUGUCAGACAAUAACUGUCAUGACCAGUUAGUCUGCUCGUGUCAAACUGGAAACACUGGCGGAAGUCUGAGCUUCUGUCCCGCAGUUUGAAACGUAUGCUGCUGGAUUUUAAGCUUUCUAAACUUUAUUCCAAUAAUAACGAUGGUAUGAUAAAUUUUUACUUUAAUUUUAAUCUGGCUGCAUGUGCUGCUAAUUGUUUUGUCAUAUGUUCAUUUAUAAUCUAGCCUGACUAUAAAUAGUAAAAUUCAGUAUAAUUUAUAAAAUUAUGGUAAAGUGUUGAAAUAUAUUUAAGUAACAACAAAUGCUUCACUAUUUCUCUCAGAUUGGAUUUACUUUGCCUUGUAAAUAUUUUUAUACCUAUGGAACCUUUAAACAUUUUGUCACAUUAUAAUGAAAAACUUCAGUGCAUUUUAUUGGGAUUUUCUGUGAUACACCAACACAAAGUAAUGUGCAAUAAGGUAGAAGAAAACAGUGAUUAAUUUAAACCCUUUUUACAAAUAAAAGUCUGUGAAAUGUGCAGCUGCAGGUUUUUUGUGGGGGAGAGGGUAUGACUCUACCAGAUUUUAACAUUUAGAGACUGAAAUCUGGAUAGACAACAUCUGUAACACGUCUGUCUAUUUCAAGUUAUUCUUAAAAAAUGUUGAUUUAAAUACAGGUAGGUAUAUUUAGUGGUGUUGUUCUGAUGGAAGCUGAACUCCUGCCACGGACUCAAGUCUGUUGGAGCCUCUAAUGUGUUUGUUUCCUUCCAAUAAUGCAACAUAUGUAGCUUUAAAAAGUUUCCAGGCUACAUGGUGGUGCAGCUGCUAGCACUAUGGAUGCUUUGCAGGGUCAUUCUUCUUCCUCACAAACAGAUGCAUGUUAGGCUAAUCAGCAUCUCUAAAUUGCCCUCAGGAGUGAGAGUGCUUUUAUACGCGUGUGUGUCUCUUUGUCACCAUGUGAUGGACUUUCGCCCUGCUGUCUUCCUUGGUCUUUAUGAUGCUGUUUUAUUAAUAUUCUGGAUUAUGGUGAGAUUAAAUUACACGCAGCUGGGCUCUAUUUGCAAAUCAGGAUGUUGAAUACAUGUGCGAUGUGAGUAAAUGUGAAAAAGUUCAGGAAGUGUGAUGCAUUUUGCAAGGUGCUGCCAUCUUAAUCACUUUGUCAUGUUUAAAUUACCCACAUAAAGUGCAUUAAAGUCUGAACAUUUCUGGAAAUAUGAUUAAGCAGGUAGUAAGACUUUUGUUAUAAUUAAAUAGGAAAAAUAAUUAAAAGUCUUUGCUAAGUCUGAGAACAUUAAACUUCAAUUAACACAGUAAUUGAGUUUAAGUAUUAGAUCAUUAUGUUUGGGUUUAAGUAUAAGAUAAACUUUGGUAUUAUAACUUGUUUUCUGUCUCAUGAACUUCAAGAAACAAAAUGGAAAACUGUGUCUUCUUUAGAGUCGUUAAUGGAGUUCAGAGUUGGGGGUGAAAGACUUCCAUUUUCUUCCGCUUUGGUCCACUUGUGCACUGGACAGAACCGCUGCAUGACCGAUCCAGACUGUUAGGAAACAUUAGAAUACAAUGAGAGAAGCCUCUGCGCUCCGAACAGAACCACAGCUGAGGAAAUGGGCCCAGUGUGCAGGCGGCGUCCCGAUGGUUUCUUAUUGUUAUCUAACGGGAUCAGAGCGCGCCUUCAAAGCGGGGCAGGUAAAGUUCGCCAAAAGGCUGAAUGGGCCUUUUGGCCGUCCUGGGCUCCUCCCUAGACGGCAGCAGAUCGCCGAUAAAAGAAAACCAGACCUGGCCUCUUCUCUGCUCUGGAGCAUAGCUACAGGUUGAGCUCAGUGACACUCAGGGAAUCCUUCACGGCUCUGGGAAAAGAUGGAAAACUGUCCUGGGAUUUGUUUGGCACAUCCAAAGCAUGAUUUCAGUCUGCUUUACAGAUUAGUCAGAGAGAAAAAAGUUUGUUUAAAUCAUUGAAGCUUGUGAAGCUCUGAGUGCUUUUUUUCUGUUGCCCCGCCUGGGCUCGGAAAAGCUUGUUUUAUCGUCUUUACACACGAACGCAGCGACAAUCAAGCGUAAUUGUGUUGCUACUGUAAUGCCUUUGAUCUCUUUAAAGUUUGGAGCGCCUGUGCCAAACGCUGGUGGUUGAGUAGCUGGCGCCGACGCACACCGACGGGGAUUGAAGCAUGUCGAUGCAGAAACCCACUGGAGGGUUGAUUCCCACUUGAUUGCACAAACUUCACCGGGAAUGCGCUAAAAAUAAACUGUGAUGAAUUUUCCAGACAAGCCAAGUAUGAAGUAACUUGACAAAUUAGAUUUUUUGCGUAUAUUUUAGAAGACGAAACUUUUUUUCUUAUUUCUAUUUCUUACUAAAAAAGUGUCUAAUUUUACUUGAAUAUGGUCAAAAGAAGUGAAGACACUGAUUAUACACUGACAAAACAAAAAAUGUUUGCUGCAACUUGUAUGAUUCUGUUUCUGAUCAUUUUCAAUCACGUUUCUAAGUGGAUAUGAUGUAAUCAGAACAGCUUUUCCCUCAUUUUGAAAUGUAAUUAUUUUUUUUUAAAUAAUAAAUUCAGAAUAUUUCAAAUAUAGUGUUUCUCAAAAUAGCUAGCUUCUAAUCUUAUGUUGUUUUAAACUUUACACACAACAGACAACAUAUCACAAUUUAUAUUUUAUUAAUUAAAUGGAGAAACGAGAUAUUUGCAGCAGUAUUUCUCAGUCUAGAAUCCCUCCCUUUGUAUGCUCAGAUAGAUUAAAAGCUUCAUGGAUGUAGUCAUUUAUGUUCACAAACAUGAUUCAGAGAAUCCUCUGAGGAAUAACAAAUGCCUCUGCUGGUUCCUCCUCAACAAGAGAACCAAACCUAACGAGCACCAGGGAGGAGGCAGGAGGCAGGCAGCUGAAAAGAAAAACUUUUACCUUAGGAAAUUCAAAAACGUUGGUACAGAGAAAACUGCAGAGAUGGGAGAAAUGCCUGACAAAACACAUGGGGAAGCAGAGAGUCAAACGCUCCAUGGCAAAACUCCAAACCAAAGUCCCAGAGAUCAUGACAGGAUUUGACUUUAAAGUCUGUGUUAACAUUGGGCUGCAUAUGAGAAAUAAAAAUAUAGAAGAUGUAUUUAGUGGACUGAAGAAUAUGUAGGAAACAGAUUCAACCAAAACAUAUACAAAAUUAAUUAAAUUUGUCAAGUUAAUCAUCAAAAAUUUUUGAGCCAUUUCUCAUGACGACAAUGCCUUUUUUAAAUGCAAUCAAUGUUACAUUUGAGCAGUCAAAUUGCAAUCAACUCUUUAGUUGCUGAUUUAUUUCCAGUUGUCUGUCCGACCCAAGAACCAGCAUUUGGUACCAGAGCUUCAAAUACACUUAAAAUAUUAACUCAUGUUUUAUUAAGUACAAAUAAAACUGAAUGUUUAUGAUAUCAUUCACUCCAGCAACUAAAUUAAUUACCCUAUUUGUCAUUUAAUUGAUUUUUUUAAAGUAAUUACAAUUUGAAAAUGAGUGAAAAUGUAAUGUUUUUAAGUGUCUUUGAAUUGUUAAAUUUCUGAAUAAAAUCUGCCCAAACCCAAACAGUUUCACUGAUUGAGAUUCUAGCAGUUUGGUUUUACAGUGCAGGCUAAAGUGGAAGCCUGUGGGAAGUGAGUGUUACAAUCUGAAUUUUAAAGUGGCAACUGUUUCAGUCAUUUUAAUGGCGAGUGCUUAAUCCCCUCGGCUUGCCUUUUCUAGUGUACAAAUUGUAAAAUACCUGAUCAAAGUGGGAGCUUGUGGAAAGUAAACGUCCAAAUUUGUAACCUUUAAAGAACAGCUGCCUCAGUCAGAGGAUAAUUAGAUUCAGUGAGACAGAGUCUUUAAAUCCUGUCCUCUGGAACUCUCCAGACGUCGCGGACUCGGUGGCGCCAGGUCUUCACACGCUCACAGGAUAUGUAAAGACUUCAAUAACGAGCCAUUAUCCCCCAAUCAUCGGGAUUGAUCGGGCGUUAACAAGGGGCUCUACAUAUGCAAAUGGCGGCGAGUGUCCGGGGCAGCUAUAAAAGCUUGGCUGCAGGCCGGGGAGCUCACAGCACGCUCUCCUGUGACAUUUGGUGGAUUUACAGGCCAUUGGGCAGCAGCACCGUGGACAUGGUGAAAUACUUUUCGGUGGACUGGUUGGCGCAGAGCCACAACAGCGGCGCAGCGAAGGAGGGGCAAAGAGCUUCCCGUGCGCACAGACCCCAUGUUCUCUGCAUGGUGCAGCCGAGCGCACCGGCUUUUGGUAAAGGUUACCUGCAGCCGAAACCCAAGUCGUCAAAGGCCGCUAAGCAGGGAGGGUCAGAUGAGGUCAGAGAACCGCAGAGCUCCGGCGUCGGCUCACCUUUGCAUCCAGCAGACUGCUCCUCUCCAAUUUUUGAAAUGAGCGGGUAUUCCUCCGGGUACGAGAGCGAAGCGGCUUCCUCCGAGUGUCCCUCAGCGGAUGGAGGGAAUGAUGCGGAGAAAGACGCACCGCAGCGCCGAGUGCGCACCAAGUUCACUCCGGAGCAGAUCAGCAGGCUGGAAAAGAUCUUCAGCAAACACAAAUACCUGGACGCGGGGGAGAGGGUGAAGACGGCACAGAAGCUGAACCUCACAGAAACUCAGGUCAGGACUUGGUUCCAGAACAGGCGGAUGAAGCUGAAACGGGAAGUCCAGGACUACCUCGCACCCCAGGUGUCCUUCCAGCCUCUGCACCCGGUUCAGUACCACGCCAUGGCCGCGCACCAGGCCCACUACAGCGCAUCCGGCCGCGGCCUUUACCCGCUGCCCGUCUCGCAGCUGGUCCUGGCGCAGCAGCUGACUCCUCACCCCGCGCCUCAGCUCAUGAUCCGGCAUCCACAUUUCUACUGAACAAACUCACAAGAGACUCUUCAUUCCGACAGAGACACUUAUAAUCCCAAAACGUGCUAUCCGAUUUGUGAGGAUUUUGUACAGAUUUUGUAUAAUUCCAAAUAUAUCUAUUUAUGAUAAUUGAAUAAAGUUAUUCAUCUAUAUUGAA
Messenger RNA from Xiphophorus hellerii (green swordtail), 7575 nucleotides. RefSeq names its product ventral homeobox (gene vox). Gene Ontology annotation, molecular function: DNA binding. Lineage: Eukaryota; Metazoa; Chordata; Actinopteri; Cyprinodontiformes; Poeciliidae. The record is from RefSeq and is a predicted model, not a curated record.